Molecule: messenger RNA, 5259 nt
Organism: Cryptosporidium ubiquitum
Lineage: Eukaryota; Apicomplexa; Conoidasida; Eucoccidiorida; Cryptosporidiidae
Product: ANK repeat-containing protein
Exons: 1
Coding region: 1-5259 (1752 amino acids)
Molecular function (GO): protein binding
Source: RefSeq, a predicted model, not a curated record
AUGAUGAGUUUAAUUCAUCUUAAUCACAAAUUCUACAAAACCCUUCUUACUUUAAGUAUUUUAUUAGUAUUAUGUACCGGUGAAAUAAUUAGUUCAAAAACAAAAAGAAAAUAUGGAUAUAAGAUUCAUGAAAACACAAAAGUUGCAGAAUCUGACUAUUAUUCAAUAAAUAGCCGGUCCAAAUUUGAAGAAAGAAUUGAAAAUUCCAAAUUUCCUCUUGCAAAAUACUCUGGUGAUCGUUUAUCUGCUCCAGUUCAACUAUUAGAAUCGAUUAUAGCACGAGAUAUUGGUAGAUUUAUUAAUAUUUCCAGCUUUUUAUCAAAGAUUGGAUAUAAGUUUGGAAAAAGUAAUCAUUCUGAAACUCCAUUGACUGCUGCAUGCAAAAUUUCUGGAGAAAUUGGAUAUUUUUUUGUAUCACAUCUUCUUUCUUUAGGAGCUUCUGCUGAUGUUUAUAGUGAUUAUGGAUUUACUCCACUUCUUUUGGCUUGUAAAUAUAAACAUAAAGAGGUUGUUAGGUUAUUAAUUGAAAAAGGAAAAUCUCAACUAGACUGUACUGAUUCUGAUGGAAGAACUCCCUUGUUCUAUGCAAUAAGCCAGCUUGAUAUAGGAUUAGUAAAUUAUUUGCUUGAAAAAGGAGCUAAUCCUAAUUUUAGAGAUAUAUUAGGAAAUACUCCACUUAUUCACGCAUUAAUGGUGAAUUUUAAAGAAGCUGUUAGUUCUUUAUUAUCUUUUGGAGCAUUUCCUUGGAUUAGAAAUUAUGCUGGUUUUGAUCCGGUUACCUUAGCAGUUCUUGAAAAUAGAAUUGGAAUUCUUCCAAUAUUAAUUAGUUCAAAAAGAUACUCUCUUGAAGAGUUUAAUAUACGAAAAAAUAUUCCAGAAUAUCACCAUUCGGCUGCAAGAAGACUUUUAUUAGGAAUUAAGUAUUAUAUCAGAGAACAGAUACUCUUGGAAUUACUUGAAAUUGAAAUAUCACUUGAAAAUGUGGUUUUAUGUUCUGCUUCUGAUCAAAAUGGUUUAACUAUUCUUUGGUGGGCAUGUAAACUGCAUUAUCCCAAAUUUAUCUUCAGAUUAUUGGAAUUCUACCUACAGGCAAGAAACUUACCAGAAGGACAUAUAUGCAAUCCACAUAAAACUGGGAAUAAUCAAAUUAUGCCAAUUGAACUUUUAAUUACACAUUUAUAUAAUGAAGAGCAGCCAUAUGGUUUUUCCUUUAGAAGAAGAUUCAUGGAUCUGAUAUUUAAAGGAGCUUCUUUUAAGACAAUGAAUACUCCAAAUAUUGUUUUAAUGAAUAUAUUUGCUCUUUUAUUUAUGCUUGAUCCAUAUUCAAAUAGAUCUUUUUUGAUUCAAGCACUAUAUUCUAAUAGAAGUAUUGAAAGCCUUACAAAAGUACUCUUUGGGAUCCCAAUGUAUAAUUCAAAGCCUGAUCUUCAAAGUAUCACUCAAAUGUUAAUUUUGACCAAAAAAAGUGAAUUAAUGAAUAGGUUUACCAAUAUGAUUAAAACCAUAAUUUUUAUCCUUGUUAAUAGUCAUAAAAACCAACUUCAAACUCUUCAAAAUCAAAAUAGGGAUGAAAAAGACCAACAACAACAAUCUGUUUUACUUUUAACCUCAAAAAUUGUUUGCAUUGUCUUCAAAAGAAAUCUCGUCAAAUAUAAAGAUGAUGAUACGGGAGAAUUCUUCCAAAAAAAUAUUCUAAAUCCUUUCAUUUAUCCUCUAUUGGUUAUUGGAGAAACCAAUUCUUUAGAGGAAUCUAAUUCUCUCAGUAUUAGUAUUCUUCGAGGAAAUAACUUGUUAACGAGAUUUCUCACAAACUUAUUCAACCAAUGUAUUGAGCAGACUGUGACUAAAAUUCAAUUCAAAUACAAAAGACUUUGUAUCAAAGCAUAUCAAGGAGCACUAAAACUUGCUUUAAAACAGUAUCAACCAGCUGACUCCAAUUCUAUAUUUCAGAAAAAUGUAGAUCUUGCUCUCUUCACGCUUUUACAGAAUAGGCCAAAGGUAUUUAAUGAUGUUUUGCUUGAACUUGACUACUGCAAGCAAUCUGAAGAGGCUAUUGCUGUUAAACUCUUGCAAUAUGUGGUCACAGUUUUUUUACCAAAAUUGUCUUACUCUAAUAAAAGACUUUUCAACUCUCAACUGAAUUUGGAUAUUCGAAAAUGUACUUCGGAAUCCCAAACAGCUUUGAAUAAGCGUUCUUAUGAGUUUUGUAACCAAUAUUCAAAAAAUAAUUCCAAGGAGAAUAGUAAUUAUGUUGAGUCGUCUGCUCUUCCCUUUCCUACUCACACAUAUCACUUAACAAACAAUGAUAAAAUUUCAUUACUUGAAUUUUCCACAAAGUCUUUAAUAAAAUAUAACUGUGAUGUAAGCACUCCAAGAUUUGUAGAUUUGCUUUUGCUUUCAACCUGGGAAAAUCUGGAUUUGCUUUCAAAUUGGUUUGUCACAGAAAACCAUCUUAGAAGAACUAUGGACUUUCUUUUAAGAUCAGUUGUACCAGAGUCUGUUCAAAUGCCUAAACCUUUGUCAUUGUUUGCUCUUAAAAUCUUAGGGUUCUCUCCUUUAUUCUCAAGGUUUGUGCUUCGUAAGCAUCAGAUCAAUGAAGGUACCAAACCAUUUUACAACUUUGUGAUUAAAAGAAACAUAAUUUCGGAAGCUAUAAUUAACCAUCCUUCAUUUAAAUCAGACCGUUCAAUUGAUAAUAAAAUUACUGCCAUCAUCUUAAUUAGUUUGGUUAUAGCCAUCCUGAUCUUAUUAACUGUCUUAAUUGUAAGUGACAGUCCUUCAUCUUAUAAGAAAAGGUAUCUUAGAAGCAACUUAAAUAGAGCUAAUACCGAUACUUCCAUCAAAUCUGGCUAUAAAUCAUCAAAUAAAUCCAUUAUUGGCUCUGAACAAGACGUAGUUGUUGAGACAUUAUAUAAUACUUAUCAUGAUGAAGGAUCCAUUAGUUCCCUUAAUUCCUACUUAGAAGAAACGACGAACUCAUACAAAGUAGAAAGAGGUGUGAACUGCAAUACAAAUGAUAAUUCCAAUCAUAGUAGCAUUAGUAAUACCAGUAAUAGUGGCAUAAAUGUUAUUAAUGAUUCUAAGCACGACCAAAGUUGUGAUUUCCAUUACAGAGAUGAUGAUAUAAAUUAUUCUGGUCAAAGCUGUCAGCAGAAUCAGAGUGUAGUAGAAAGGAGCAAAGUCUCGUUUAUAUUGGUUACAUUUAAAGCUCUGUUUGGCUGGGUCAUGUCAAAGUAUGUUAUAUUUGCGAUGAAUCUUUCAUCCUUUUUGAGUGCAAAAAAACAGAUAUCUCCAACUUUUAUUCUUGCUAAUAACCUGCCUAUAAAGUCCAGAUCAUGUUUGAAAGCAUUAUUAUUUGGAUUGAAGUGUACCUUUAUUGGAUAUGAUGCCUUUGAAGAUAUCUUCUUUCGAAUUAGAAAAUUCUUCAAUUACAAAACCACAGGAAUACAGAGAAAAACCAAUACUUUUCUUUUUCUUGGAUUACUACGUUUUUUAAUUUUAACCCUAUCAAUGUACUGGAUUAUUUCUUGUAAGAGUAUUGAUUUAUUGAUAGUUUCAAUUUACCUUUCUUUACUUUCAGCCAUUUCAAAUGCUUCUUUAUCUCUAGCAAGCAUUUCAAUUCACGAAAGAGAUAGACUUUUUCAUCUUUUUGUUCCAUCUACAGUUGAUCUUGUUGAUUCAGUAAAUUUGGAUUAUGGUUAUCAAAAAGAAGUAUUCGAAUCAUAUCCUGAGCUUAGCCCUGAGAAUCAGAUAGACUUUUCAACAUUGAAUGCUAAUCAGCCUUCAUCAAAUGUCUCACCUAUAUAUGAUGAUAAGAUUGUACAUAUCCUGGAUAAGUAUGCAGACUCUCUGCUUACUCCUUCUCCUCGACUAAUUUCUUCUCAAAUUGGUGGGCAGUCGCCACUCCAGUCUUAUAGUCCAGUUAAUCAAAAUACAGAUAAUGGAGGCUCUGGUAGUAAAAAUUUUGAGAUAAUUAAUCAAAGUUUCUGGAACAAAAAGCUUCCUACACACAAGUACUGGGCUUUAAAAGAUGUUUUCCAUGAGUAUUACUCAAUUUGGAUUAGUUCAAAAUAUUCGGGAUUGCUUCAGGCUCAGAACUUUUCUCAAAACAAUAAUAGUGGUAUGAUUUAUGAUAUGGAUCUCGCUUCAAACAGCCAUUCUCCAAAUAGUAAUAAAUUAAUUUCUCAAAAUCCAUUCGAAGCAAUUAAUUCUUGCAUAUUUUUCUCAGAUGAGUACUUUUUUUUCAACUCAAACAAUGUGAGAAUUGCAUCUAGUAGUAAUAUUUGUGGAAAUUUGGGAAUAAAUAAUAAAAAUAAUAGCAAAGUUAACUCCUUUUCACAGAUCACAAACUCAAAUAAUAGCCCUGUAAGUUACCAGAAUAACGUAAGUUCAGCAGAAUAUUCCCCUGUUUUAAGUAACAAUAGUCCAAGCCAGAUUAAUAGUCUUUAUUUACAGAAUGCCACAAUUGAGCAUCAUAUCCUUUCAAUUUGUCAGACUGAGUUUAUAAAACCAAAUGACUGCAGAAUUUGGUAUAUAAUCCAAUGGUUAAUUUGUAUGUUUAUUACUCUUUCAUUUUACUUACUUUCUUACUUUGAUCAGAGAAAUCUAUACUAUAAUUUUCUUCAAUACCCAGAUAAAUGGAAAAGAUUUUCUGAAUCAACUAUUAUUACAGUAUUCUUUGAAAUUAUAUUAAUUUCACACUUUGCUCUUAUUUUAUGGACAUUUUUGAAUCCUCUGGGAUUUUUGUGGGUAUUAAUUAUCCAAAGAUUUCGUGUUUUCUUAUACAUUAUUAAUAAUCUUUUAAAACGAAGAAAGAAGCGUAAACUUACAAAUAUUAAUGAGAUUUUAAUAUUAAGAGAGUUAACAUUCUUUAUAACAAUUUGGAAUUACAUCAUUUCAAGAAACAAUGGAUUUCUUCAACUCACUCUUUACAAUAAAUACUUUAAAUCUGCGUAUUUCUUCUUUUUGGUUUUCUUUACUCUUCACUUCUUUAUUUUGAAAGGACAAUUCCAACUAAUAAUUCGGUCACAACUAUUCUUUACUUUAUUUACAUUUGUUAUAUCACUUAUGGUCUUAAUUGCUUUAAUAUUUGUUUUUAUUCUACUGACAAAUGUUGUUACAAAGAGCAUUUCUUCUUCAAUCAACUCAAUUCUUCACACCUAUUACCAUAACAAGCUCUUCCACUUAUUCCUCAGAAGAGAGAUUUCCAUUUUAACAGCAAAAAGGCAUGAUGCUUUUCUACAUUUUGACUAUUACUAA